Messenger RNA from Suncus etruscus (white-toothed pygmy shrew), 4155 nucleotides. RefSeq names its product LIF receptor subunit alpha (gene LIFR). Gene Ontology annotation, biological process: cytokine-mediated signaling pathway. The transcript is spliced from 19 exons. Bases 16 to 3306 code for a protein of 1096 amino acids. Gene Ontology annotation, cellular component: external side of plasma membrane; membrane; signaling receptor complex. Lineage: Eukaryota; Metazoa; Chordata; Mammalia; Eulipotyphla; Soricidae. The record is from RefSeq and is a predicted model, not a curated record. Gene Ontology annotation, molecular function: cytokine receptor activity; cytokine binding.
UGUAUUGUAUCGACAAUGGGCAUCUCCUUGUGUUUGAGGCAACUGUUCUGGAUGGUGAACAUCAAGAGAAUGAGAGCUUCUGAUUUACGCUGGCUCUUAACCAUAUUUCUUCUUCCCUGUUUGAUGAAUCAAGUAAAUAGCCAGAAACGGGGGAGUCCUCGUGAUUUGAAGUGUCUAACUAGCAAUUUACAAGUGUGGGACUGUUCUUGGAAAACAUCCUUUGGAGAAGGCCGUAGUAUCCGUUAUGAAGUGUGCAUCGAUAACAGUCCCCAUUGUUUCCAAGUUAAGGAAGCAAAUGUUAGACUCCCAGCUCUGUCAUCUGGUGAUCAUGAAAUAAAAAUCAAAUCUCUACUUGGUUUGGGAAAUGCUAUAAGUAAAUUCAAACUAAGUGAAAAUAACAUUUCUUUGAUUCCAGAAACUCCAGAAAUCUUGAGUGUAUCUACUGACUUGGAAACUUCGACAUUAUACCUCAAGUGGACUAACAAGGAUUCUUUUUUCCCAUCCCACUCAAAUGUAAUCUGGGAGAUUAAAGUUCUGCGUAAAGAGAGUAAGGAACUUGUAAACUUGGUAACCCUCAACACAACUCUGAGUGGUGGGACAGAGACAGUUCAUCACUGGAACUGGACCUCAGACAUGCCCUUCCAGUGUGUCUCUCAUUAUGUGGGAAUUCGGUGGUACAUUGACGUUCCUCAUUUCUCUGGUCACAAAAAGUGGAGUGCCUGGAGCCCUUUGAAGAACAUUCCCGGAUCUCCUGUUUCUCUCACUCCUAAGGUCUUUCCGCUGGAUAAAGUAAUACUUGCUGGAUCAGAUAUCACAAUUUGUUGUGUUACCCGGGAUAAAGUGAUAUUAGCCCUGUAUGGCUCAAUAAAAUGUCCUCUUAUCCAUCUUGAUGGGGAAAAUGUUGCCGUCGAGAUUCAUAAUUUUUCUGCUUCAAAUAGUGGUGGAACCAACGUGGUUUUUGAGACAGACUAUGACAUGUACGGGACAGUUAUUUUUGCAGGAUAUCCACCUGAUAUUCCCCAAAAACUUGUUUGUGAAACACAUGAUUUAAGAGACAUUAUAUGUACUUGGAAUCCAGGAAAACCAACGUCAUUGGCGGGCCCACGUGAUACUAAUUACACUUUAUUGGAAAGCUUUUCAGGACAAUAUGCUAUUUAUAAAAGAAAUGAUUAUUCCAUAAAUGAAACCUAUCAGAUAUUCUUUCGAGCGCCUCCUGGUCAAGAAAUAUUUAAUUUUACUCUGGAUGCUAAAAAUGAUCUUGGUCAAUCAGAAUCAACAAUUUUAAUUAAUAUAACUGAAAAAGUUUGUCCCCGUACACCUACUUCACUCAAAGUGGAGGAUAUUCAUUCAACAGUUGCUGUAAUUUCCUGGGAUUUAGCGGGCAAUUUUGCAAAGAUUAAUUUUUUUUGUCAAUAUGAAAUCAAUGAAAAAAAUUCAGCAAAAGAAUUGAGGAAUGUCACAAUCAAGGGAGUAGAUAACUCAUAUUAUUUCAUUGUUGUGGACAAGUUAAAUCCAUAUACCAGUUAUACUUUUCGGAUUCGUUGUUUUACUGAGCCUUUCUGGAAAUGGAGCAGUUGGAGCAAUGAAGUACACUUUUCAACCACAGAAGCCAUUCCUUUAAAGGGACCAGAUACGUGGAGAGAGAGGAGUGCUGAUGGGAAAAAUUUAAUGCUCUAUUGGAAGCCUUUGCCCAGAAAUGAAUCUAAUGGAAAAAUACUUUUCUACAACAUCUCCUGUUCAUCUGCUGAGGGGACACUGUUCUUCUCUAAGAUCUCCCCCCUACAGUACAGGGAAGAAAUACCACUUGAUAAGCAGGAGUGCAACAUCAGUGUGGUGGCAAAAAAUGGCGCCGGUGCAUCACCACCUUCUCUGAUAAGCAGCCUGGAAAUUCCAAAUGAUGAUAUCAAAAUAGAGAAUGCCGUUGGGAGGGGAAAGAGCUUUCUCUUGAGUUGGGAUUACAAUCCCAACAUGACGUGCGACUAUGUCAUUAAGUGGUGUAAAUCCUCUGAGCCUGAGCCCUGCCUUAUGGAUUGGAAAAAGGUCCUUUCAAGCAAAACAGAAGUAGUCCUAGAAUCUGAUCAGUUUCAACCGGGUGUAAGAUAUAAGUUUUACUUGUAUGGAUGCAGAACUCAAGGAUAUCAAUUGCUGCGUGUUAUAGUCGGAUAUUUAGAAGAACUAGCUCCGAUUGUUGCACCAAAUUUUAUUGUUGAGGAUACAUCAGCAGAUUCAAUACUAGUAAGAUGGGAGGAUGUUCCUGUGGAAGAACUUAGAGGAUUUUUAAGAGGAUAUUUAUUUUACUUUGAAAAAGGAGAAAAAGACACAUCAAAGUUGGGGGGUUUGGAUUUGGCUCAUUCUGGCAUAAAGGUUAAGAAUAUUACUGAUGUAUCCCAGAAGACACUGAGAAUUGCUGAUUUGCAGGGUAAAACAAGUUACCAUCUGGUCCUACGAGCCUACACUGAUGGUGGAUUGGGUCCAGAGAGGAGCAUGUUUGUGGUGACAAAGGAAAAUUCUGUGGGAUUAAUCAUUGCCAUUCUCAUCCCUGUGGCUGUGGCUGUCAUUGUGGGCUUGGUCACCAGUAUCCUUUGCUAUCGGAAACGAGAAUGGAUUAAAGAAACCUUCUACCCAGAUAUUCCAAAUCCAGAAAAUUGCAAAGCACUUCAAUUUCAAAAGAGUGUCUGUGAGGGUAACAGUGGCCUUAAAACUUUGGAAAUGAAUCCUUGCACCCCCAAUAAUGUUGAAGUUCUGGAAGCUCCAUCGACAGUCCCUAAAAUUGAAGAUACAGAAAUCAUCUCACCAGUGGCUGAGCGCCCAGAAGAGAACUCUGAGGCCGAACCUGAAAACCAUGUGGUCGUCUCCUACUGCCCACCGGUCAUUGAGGAAGAAGUACCAACACCUGGCAUGGAGGAAGCUGGCGGCACCUCACAGGUCAUUUACAUCGACGUCCAAUCCAUGUACCAGCCACAGACCAAACCUGAGGAUGAGCAGGACAGUGAGGCAGCCGGGGCAGCAGGCUAUAAGCCCCAGAUGCACCUCCCCGUGACUUCCCUCCUAGGAGAACCCACUGCAGGCGAUGACUUAGACAAAACUGCAGGAUACCGGCCUCAGGCGGAUGUAAAUACCUGGAACUUGGUGUCUCCAGACUCUCCGAGGUCCAUAGACAGCAACAGUGAGGUGGUCUCCUUCGGGAGUCCGUGCUCCAUUAACUCCCGGCAGUUUUUGCUUCCUCAGAGAGAUGAGGACUCUCCAAAAUCUAGCGGGGGAGGGUGGUCCUUUACAAACUUUUUUCAGAACAAACCCAACGAUUAACCAUGUCACCUGUCCCUUCAGUCUGCCAUCUCAAUAAGCUCCCGUUGCUAGUGUCUGCCGCAUCAGCACUGGGCCUCUUGGAGGGAUUCUGUGAAGUAUUUGUCCACGAGGUGGUGGCCAUCACCGUGUGCAAGUUACACUCACAGUAUUAAUGUGCUUUUAUUGUAGUCUCAGAGCCAAGGCAUAGUAACUCCGAAAUUCAACGACUCAGCUCAAGAUUUGCAGCUAUUUGUGAUUUGAGCCAAAGAAUUCUCACUGCGCUACCUUCCGGAAACAUUUCAAGGCUAAAACUGUCAAGUCCCAUGUGUGCAAAACCAAUUCCACAGCAGCCGAAUCCUGUUCUGUUGAUGGUUUACUCAUCUGCAUACUUCGUGGAACUGCAAGAGGGGUUACAAGCAAGCAGGAGCAAAUGUCCCAAGUAGCAGGCAGCCUUUCUCUGCCUGACAUUUGUUCCAUUCUGGAUGAAAACCAAGCACAGAUUUUGUAUCUUUUCACAAAUGAUUCGCCUCUGUCCACAGCAUUUACAAAAACAAACCUGAAGUUUAAUGUAGCAUCCUUCCUUUCGUUCUGUUUGAUAAAGUAUGCUGAUUUCUGUACCUACUGUAUAAUGGGUAAUCAAACAGUUGUCUCAGGGGUACGAGCUUGGAAAGCAAGCGUAACACUGACCAGCCCAAAUUAGAACCGUGUUUUUCAUGCUUGGCUAGGUUAUUCUGAACCUUCCCAUAUUCUCUUAUUAAGAGUUUCUGCUAGCUUCCUUUAUGCAGUCAAUUGCCUUAAUCUAAAAAACUUAGAUUUCUAAGACUAUAUCAAGAAAUAUUAAAUUUUUUAAUUGAGGGUUUUUUUUGGUCA